Saimiri boliviensis boliviensis (Bolivian squirrel monkey) is the source of this 6725-nucleotide messenger RNA. It is a transcript of the gene C8H3orf70, whose product is annotated as chromosome 8 C3orf70 homolog. Lineage: Eukaryota; Metazoa; Chordata; Mammalia; Primates; Cebidae. The record is from RefSeq and is a predicted model, not a curated record. Gene Ontology annotation, biological process: nervous system development.
GGGAGCGAGGGAGCGAGCGAGGGAGGGAGGGAGGCGGCAGGCCCGGCCCCGGUCGCAGCGCCCGGGGCGGCUCCUCCUCGAGCCUGGGACCGCCGCGCUCCCGCCGCCGCGCGCUGGCGUGACUCCCGGCCCGCGCCGCGCCCUCCCGCGUCCGCACCCCACUCGGCUACCUGCCCGCCCAGACGUCGCUUCUCCCGGGCUCCCGGUGUCGGCUCCGCGCGGAGAGAGAGGAAAUGAGUGCGGCGGCCUCGCCGGCGCCCGAGCGGGGUUGGAAGAGCGAGAAACUCGACGAGGCUCAGGCCCUGGCGCGGAGUUGCGCCGCCCGCCGACCCGACUUCCAGCCGUGCGACGGGCUGUCCAUCUGUGCCACGCACAGCCAUGGCAAGUGCUUCAAGCUGCACUGGUGCUGUCACCUAGGAUGGUGUCACUGCAAAUACAUGUAUCAGCCUAUGACCCCUGUGGAACAGCUUCCAAGCACCGAGAUUCCUGCCAGGCCUCGGGAGCCCACAAACACCAUUCAGAUCUCAGUCUCGCUCACUGAGCACUUUCUGAAAUUUGCAUCUGUUUUCCAGCCUCCCCUUCCCCCUGAUUCACCAAGGUACUGUAUGAUUUCAGACCUUUUUAUUGACAACUAUCAGGUUAAAUGUAUUAAUGGGAAGAUGUGUUAUGUGCAGAAGCAGCCGGCGCUGCAUUCCCACAAAAUGAGCCCUGAGGAGGUCUCUGCACACGAUGCCUUAAUUUCAAAAGAGAGCAAUACACCAAAAAUAGAUCACUGCUCUUCUCCCUCAAGUUCUGAGGACUCUGGGAUCAAUGCGAUCGGGGCUCACUACGUGGAAUCGUGUGACGAGGACACAGAAGAAGGGGCAGAACUGAGUUCAGAGGAAGAUUACAGUCCAGAGAGCAGCUGGGAACCAGAUGAGUGCACCCUUCUCUCCCCAUCGCAGUCUGACCUGGAAGUGAUUGAAACCAUAGAAACGACCGUGUGAGAGUCCAGCCAGGAGGCCACAGCCUGGGAUCCACGCCUAGCUUUUGUACCUCUGUCUGAUGGAUCCUUUUUUCCAGUGAUAUUUUCUACCCGCCCCACCCCUCAACAACUGUAGCAGUUUGGUGGUAUGCUGAUUAGCUUCUCUCAGUCUUACAACUAAGACAUUCUUUUUAUUAUAAAUGGUUUUCUUUUAUAUCUUGACUUACUUUCUAUGUAGCAUCUGGUGUCAUGAAUUGUGACCCAGCCUUAAUUUCACUGGGAGAUUUAAAGGCAGUGAAGCGAUGAUCACAGAGUAUCUUGGAUCAGAUUGAGGAGGUGCCCAAAGGGAAGGAGCCAGUGUUUUCUAAUAGCCAGUCCUUCCAGAAAGACUCUUGCCGUUCCUUUUGACGUUUUCACGGGCACCCCUGUCCUGUCCCACUUGUCCUACGCGAGCAGCAACUCCCGCGGGGAACAGAGUGUGCACUGGUAGCCGCCAUUUCUUCCCUUUCCCCUUCUCCCUACACCUGCACUGGGUCUGGACCAGAGCUGCCUCGGCUUACUUCUGGGAGGUCACUGGAGGCCAGCUCAGCCCCUGGUUUGUGGCCAGUGUCUGUACAAGGCUCCACGACUGAGGCUGAGCUAAACGUUCACAUGAGAAGAGAUGACCUCAUCCGCCUCAUGCUCAAUCCAGCUUUAGCUGAGCACCUGUCCCCUGCAGGGUGCUGUGGGGACACAGCAUGAACAAGACCUGAUUCUCCCCCCCAUGAAGGGGCCCACAGUCCUACAUAUGACACAUUCAACUCACGACACCCAGAAAGCUCUGGGAACCCAGGGGAAGGAAGAGAUUGACUUGGCUCGAGCCAGCUGGGGAAGGUGUUUCAGCACUUGAACUGGCCUCUUGGGUGGGUUCCUCAACAUUUCUCUGCUUUUAAUUGUUCUUCAAGUCUGGGAAAAACUCUUAGGAAGUUAUAUAGGUAUAUUUAGGAGGCAGCCACAUCUGACAUCUUAAGAAAAAAAAUCAAUUAAUAGUUUUAGUUAGCAUGGAAAUGCUAAAGACAUAAGUCCUUUAGGGAUUAGGAAUGAAUCUAAUAGGUUUGAUUAAUUCUGCUUCAUUUGGUUGUAUGAAGCAUUAGUAUGGCUUAAGUGAGAAAUGGAUUAGAAUUCAGUAUGAUGCAUGGAUUUUUAUGCAAAUGCACAAGCAGUUGAAAUAGUUCGCUGCUAAGUCAGGAGAAAAGAUUUCGUACUGUUCCUUCACUUCCCCCACUAACACCGUCUGCUAUGUGUGUUCUCUUCCCUCACAUGCACAAAAUAGUAACGAAUUCUUUCUUAUUUAGCUCUCUUCAGAAUGCUACUUCUAAUCUCCAUUUACACCAGGUAUUGUGCGAGUCGCAACUGCCAUUUCUCCAAACCUUCUAUCCAUGAGGCAUAGUUAAAAAUCCUGGAAAUUACAAGUAUGGCCUAAUGAGAACAUCAGAGCUGGAGACAGAACAAUACUCGCUCCUAAUUCUCCAGAAGCAUGCUUUAGGGGUGUUUCCUUGUCCUCUGGCAGCUGUCUGGUGCGUGUACGGCACAUUCAUUUGUAUUUUAAAAAAGAAAAAGUUAUGUUCUGCCCUGAAGCCUCCAUUUGACAUCAUUCACAAACUACUCCAGGAAGAAUCUGCUUUCCCAGGUGUAUGUGUAAGUUAGGUCAUUUACUAGAUAGAACUUUUUUUUAGGUUUAGGUGGCCAAGAUAUCCAUAAGGUUUAGAAGGCAGAGUAUGCAUUUUCCUUUGCAGCGUUAGUGAAAACUUUCUGUGCUAAAUGAGAGUGCAGCUUAGUCUCCAUGUACUAAAAUUUAAAGACUCAACAAGACAAACCAAGAAGGGGGUACGCGGAGCUCUAGGAACAGGCAGGCACAGGAAAGGGCAGGUGUGGGCAUGAGGGCUUCCCUCUGCCCAGGGCAUGGCCCAGAUGGCACAGGGACAUCCGAUGAGCCUGGCCUGCUGUUCUUGGUGCCUCCCUUGUGUGACGGGCCCACUGAAGGCAGGCGUGGAAGCCACAUGCCUGCAGACCUUGUGUCAGGCCAUGGUGGUGCAGUCCCACGCCAUGUGCUCAGGUUUGCAACAGCAACACUAGGGCCCUGUCUAGAUUUUCCCUGUGGGUGAGCACACUCUCCACAUGGGCAUAUAGAGGGGCUUGCUCCUCUACAGCAUUCCCACCUGCUCAUCUAAUGGAGUCAGCAACCAGAUUUCUAAAGCCAUGGAAAGACAUGGCCACGGGGCCGUACUUCUGCAUCUUGGCUCAGUGGCAGGGUUGGGCCCUCUCAGCAUCAUCUAGGACUUGUGUCUAGGUUCCUUUUUUAAACUCCUGAACUGCCAUGCUGAUUAGACACAAUUGUAAUGGAAUUUUUGGAUUUAAUAAUGGUUGAUAAUCACCUUAAAUAUUUGCACAAUCUCUUUAUAAUUGAAAACUCACUAAGCUUCACUUACAUUAUAUCUACUACUGUAUAGAAUUAGAGAUGUUCCAUUGGAUUCUAAGUAUCAGAUACUCUUGGAUCUCAAAAUGACCUUUUCUAAAUAAGCACAAGAUCUAUUUUUGUCCUAGCACUGUUAAUAACACUCUGAAAUACAUGAUUGAACUGGAAUUAUUUAUGCUUGCAUUCCAAAACCAACUGAAACAGAUAUAAAAAUGUGUAGUUUCACUUUAAAUUCUAGGCCUGUUCUAUAAUAUAUGAAGGAAUUUCUCUAACGCUGAUGUGAUGUUGCUAAUUUGUAUACUUAUAGGCACUUUAGAAAAUGUUUAGACUGCAACAUGCACUGUAGACAUUGGACACAGUCACGUAGAACAGCCUGGGUUCAUUAACACCUGCACACUGACAGAAAGCGUCAUCAUUUGCACCCAGGAGUAUGCUCACUUGGAGCAAGGGUUGGGCUUUGUGGGUGGAUAAACUGCUUUCUUGGGUUUAUAUGGAAACCCGGUACCAGUCCUGCUUUUGGAAAGCUGGCAUAAAAGCUAUUAGGUAGAAGCUUAAUUCCACUGAAUGUAGAAUUUAGUUUUAUUCUCUAACCAAGAUUUUAGAAGUUUCAAGUUUCAUAUAUGCUUAUAACUUUUCCAAGAUAUGACCCUUAAAAUGGCUUUGUGGUUACAACUGUUUGGUAUACAAAAAACUAAGGAUUUACUAUCACAUCUAUGUCUUUUUUACUAUGUAAUUUUUAAUAUAUGAAGUCAGAAUUUGAGGACCGUCCUGAGGAACAGUUGCUUCCCUGGGAGGGGAAGACUUGUCGUUGAAGGUAAUACAAAAUAAAACACAGAGUAAAGCACCAGGCACAGAGCAAAACCACGUAACUGUUUUCCUGAAAUACUUCUUUAAGAUUUGAUCUGGGCUUUGAUUCUAUCUUGGGAAUGGUGGCUUUACUUCCUAUCCUCCACUUCUUGGUCUAUUUGAAACAUCACAAGUAUUUUGGGACUGAUCAUAACAGACUCCUUUUAUGCUAAUUCUUGUCGCGGGCAAGAGUAUGCACCUGGAUAAUUUAUCACGCUGUCCAUCGAUCCAGCUAAGUUUAGUGGUACAAAUACUACCAGGCAGGAAAAAAAGCACCAGUUAGAAUAUUUAUACGGUCAGCUCUUAUUUAUUCCCACAUCUUGUUUGCAAAAUUUUAUUGUCACAUUUUGGCUUUUUUACAUGAGGAAAACAAAGUUUUAACAGUUUGCUCUUCUGUCCCCUUCUCUAGAGGAGGUGGGAACCAGGAGAGGAGACCAGUUAUAUUUUCGGCUUUUCAGUAGUACGGUUUUGUCCUCCCACUGAGGAGGAGGGAAGAUGGGAGAAGCAAGUGGGGGGGCCACGCACGUGAUCAGUGCUGCCGCUUCCUGGGAAGUCAGUGGUUCUCACAUCCAAACAUAAAUAGGGCACUUCUCAACAUUCAUUUUGGGAUCAUUCACCAUUUAAAAAUUGUCACUGCUCUUUUUCAUUACUGCGAAUAACAGAGCUGUUUUAGGAAAAGGCCAUGUUUCAGUGAGUGCUAUGAAUUCUUUUUUCAAUGAAGGUUGAAGCAGUGUUCUCCAGUAGCCCGAACACUUCUCAAAGCGACCUAUCACUAGCGGUUUUCAUAUUGAGCUUCCAUAUUGUGUUCACACCCUUUUUAAGGCUGUUCAUACCUUGCAAUAUUCACUUACCGUGAUAUUUUUAAAACUAUUUUAAAGUUUUAAGCACAAUGUGGACUCUUCUGUAAUUUCCUAAAAUUAUAUGGUUUUCCUACAGACAGCUCAACUUUCCUUGGUGUAUAACACUUUAGGAAAAUACUGCCUUGUAAAAUAAACGUGAUUUUUUUUUUCUUUUGUACCGGAACCAAUCUGCUAUGUUGGAGUGUAGAGUAAUGCCUCCCACCCAACCUCAAAACAAAAACUCACGUUUGCAAAGUGUGAAACAUUUCUAUAUCAGGCGCCUUCUAUGUGCUUGGAAAUAGUGUCUGCCCAUUAUCCCAUUAAACCUUCAUGAGAUUUCCUGAGGUGCAGGUAAGUCGUACCGUCCACAGUAUCUGCUUGUAGUCACCACUCCUGGUAACGCCCAGAACUCUAUGACCUUUUGUUGGCAACAUUGGGUUUAUAUAGCACGUAACACUGGCUAUCCCCCACCAAACAGCAUCUGUUUCACACACAGUCACAGCCUUUGUAUUCAGUUCCCACGUGCCAUGUAAGGCAGUGUUUAGUUAUAGUUCUAACUGAAGAUCGGGCCUGCUGCCCUGCAGAGUCUUGGGAGUCGCUUGGUCACCCAGGCUCAGGGGCCAGGCCUCAGUGCAAGCCCAAGGACCUUAUUUUUACUCAGCACACUCAGAAAAGAACAGCUUCAGGGGCUGGCUUCUACUCAACAACCUUCUUAGGAACUGCUGAAUAAAGUCAUUAUUUAUCAGUAAUAAAAUCAUUGUUAAUAAUAAUUAUAGCUCCACGUCUACCUUAAGCUUCCUAUGCAUAGUCUCCACAGCAAGAUGUCAGCAGCCCCAUUUCACAGAUCGGGAAAAGAGCUCAAGAAGUCCCUAUCUUUGCCCAGUGUGGCACAGCCUGUAUGUCAGGGGCAGGCAGGGUUUGAACCCAGUCACUUUGGCUGCAGAGUCUGCGCUCUAGCCCACUGUCUCCAUUGCGCCACCCCAUAAUCCAGCAGACUCCUUCCCACAGAGUAGGGGCCUGUCUACCCGUGUACCUGGUCCUUAGACAGAGGAGGAGAAGCAGUGACAGGCUUUCCUCUUUGGCCCUUUUCCUGUGCUCCAUACAAGCCCCACGACCCCAUACCAUGUUUCUGCAAAUAUCUCAGUGCUCUCAUUAGGCCAUUGUUUCUUCCAUGUUUAAUCACAUCUUGACCAGCAUUCAAGACCAGCUCUUUCUGCCUUCACUAAAGCUCGCUUAUCUUUUAAAGUGAUUCCUGCAGGCAGCUCAUCUCAUCUGCGUGUGCACUCUACUGUUCAACUCUUUACUUAAUUGUAUUGCCAAGUUCUGGAAGGCAUCUCAUUGUAGCCUCUUACAAAUGCUGACUGCACACACUUUUAUUCUGCAAUAAACUUUAAUUUAGCAUCUCGUCCUCAUUACAAUUCAAUCACUGGGAAUUGGCAAUGCCCUUAACCCUUACUGUCCCACCCCAGUUCUGUGCUGAAUGGAGUGAGAAGGGUUUCGGGGCUCAGUCUCACUGCAUAGGGGUCAGGGAGGCACAGUUAGAGGUCAGUUGGAUGGAAUUCUUUAGGAAACGGAGAUACAGGAAACUGAUGGAAAUAAAGUAAAAAGGCAAAAAAAUGUA